CGACAGACAGACAUACAUACAUACAUAUCUUCCCCGAUAUUCGGGGACCUCGCUCCAUCAAUCUCCACUUGCCAAUUCCUAUUCCUAUUCCUUUCUGCUCAAACGAAUUCGAUCUCUCUCGCUCAACCCUCCCCUGUAAUCGGAAUACCUUCGCUUUUAUGACCUAGGAUAUUUUUGAGGCUGCAGUGUGAAAUGAGCGUUGCCGACAGAAAAUGAUGUCGGUGAAGAGAAAUGUUGGGAAGUAUGAGAUUGGAAGGACGAUUGGGGAGGGAACUUUUGCCAAGGUUAAGUUUGCGAGGAAUACGGAGACUAAUGAGAGUGUGGCCAUCAAAGUCAUGGCCAAGACUACCAUUCUCAAGCACAGAAUGGUUGAUCAGAUAAAGCGGGAGAUAUCAAUAAUGAAGAUUGUCCGACACCCUUGUAUAGUCAGGCUGCAUGAGGUCUUAGCAAGCCAAACAAAAAUAUACAUAGUUUUGGAGUUUGUCACGGGAGGCGAACUUUUUGACAAAAUUGUUCACCAUGGUAGACUUUCUGAGAAUGAAUCAAGGAAAUACUUUCAACAACUAAUUGAUGCAGUAUCACACUGCCACAGCAAGGGCAUUUAUCACCGUGAUUUAAAGCCUGAAAAUCUGCUCCUUGAUUCCAAGAAAAACUUGAAGGUUUCUGAUUUUGGACUAAGUGCAUUACCUCAACAAGGGGUUGAUCUUCUUCACACAACUUGUGGGACUCCAAAUUAUGUUGCACCUGAGGUACUAAGUCACCGAGGUUAUGAUGGCGCUGCUGCUGAUGUUUGGUCAUGUGGUGUGAUACUGUAUGUUUUAAUGGCAGGAUAUCUACCAUUUGAUGAGACAGAUCUUCCCUCCUUGUACAACAAGAUUAAUGCUGCUGACUUUUCAUGCCCAUUUUGGUUUUCCCCAUCUGCAACGUCAUUGAUACGUAAAAUUCUUGAUCCCAAUCCCAAAACGCGAAUCAAAAUCGAAGGGAUUAAAAGAUCCCCUUGGUUCUUGAAAAAUUAUGUGCCCGUCAGAGCUAGACAAGAUGAAAUGGUGAAUCUGGAUGAUGUUUCUGCCGUUUUUGACGACAUUGAGGACAAAUAUGUGAAUGAAGAAUCCCGAGAUAGUGAAAAUGGCCCGUUGAUAAUGAAUGCUUUCGAGAUGAUCACCCUUUCGCAGGGAUUAAACUUAUCAGCCUUGUUUGAUCGGCGCCAGGAUUACAUCAAACGACAAACUCGUUUUGUUUCCCGACAGCCCGCAAAAGAUAUACUAGCCGCUAUUGAGGCAGCUGCCCAAUCAAUGGGACUCAAGGUUCACACACGGAGCUACAAGACAAGACUCGAGGGUGUAUCCGCUAACCGGGCCAGCCAAUUCGCCGUCGUGCUCGAGAUUUUCGAAGUUGCUCCGUCCCUUUUCAUGGUGGAUGUCCGUAAAGCUGCUGGCGACACCCUCGAAUACCACAGGUUUUACAAGAACUUCUGCACCCGGCUCGAGAAUGUCAUCUGGAGACCAAGGGACAGUGAUCCGGCUAUUCUCCAGACAAUGACGAGCUUAUCCAAUUCGAGUGAGUGAAGCAGGCCAGUCGGGAGGAUGAAAGCUAAUACUUUUAAUUUGUUUUUUUAUGGUUGAAGAGGCUGCCCGGCGCCAUUCUUUGCUACGAGUGAGUUUGUCAGGCGGAGCUGUACGAGGAAUGAAUAAAACUCCAUAGAUGUCCGAUGUUUGGUGACAUAUAUAUAUAUAUGGUUGAUGGUUGUAUGUAUAGGUAGCAAUAAGAAAGGAAAAUGUUGGAGUCGCCAUUGAUGCCUGACUUUUUUAGGUCCCAUGGUGAAUUGAGAAUAAAAUGAAGUUUCUUGUGUUUUUUCUUAAAAAAAC
This is a messenger RNA of Andrographis paniculata, 1865 nucleotides long. Its product is annotated as CBL-interacting serine/threonine-protein kinase 24. Gene Ontology annotation, molecular function: protein kinase activity; ATP binding. NCBI's taxonomy places the organism in Eukaryota, Viridiplantae, Streptophyta, Magnoliopsida, Lamiales, Acanthaceae. Gene Ontology annotation, biological process: protein phosphorylation; signal transduction. The transcript is spliced from 15 exons. The record is from RefSeq and is a predicted model, not a curated record. The coding region runs from base 213 to 1565 and encodes 450 amino acids.